Molecule: messenger RNA, 492 nt
Organism: Phyllotreta striolata
Lineage: Eukaryota; Metazoa; Arthropoda; Insecta; Coleoptera; Chrysomelidae
Source: the annotation of a GenBank genome assembly
AUGUCGGGUUAUUGCAGGGAGAAAUGCGAGAGGAACAAAAUUUUCGUGGUUAAAGAUAGGCAUGGGAACAUCAUAGAGAAGGUGAACAAUUCGGAAGGGUUGUACUCGUUGAAACAGCCAUUGCCACCUUUAGAGCCUCCUGUGGCCAGGACUUUGUUGUAUGGAGUGAAGGGUAAAAGUAUCGUUCUCUCGUGUCCGGGUAGUAUGAAUACUGAUGCCCCGAUUCAUUGGCAAUUGGGAGAUAAGAAUUUGAUCCCAGAGGUCAUUGCUCGAGAAUCGAAUAGAAGGAUUGUUAUUAGUAUUACGGAUAAAAUUCACAUCAAAGUAGCGAAAAUAUCGGAUUCGAAUAUCUACAGCUGCUGGCAGAAGGAAGAAUUGGCUGGGACUAUAAGAUUAGUGAUAGAAAAAAAAUUAGAAUUCAACUUUAAUCAUACGAUUAUGCUUAUUGGGAUUUUAAUAAUAAUGGGAGUGUUUCUAAAAAUUUUUAUUAAA